UUGGGUUUUUAAAGGAAAUGUUACCUGCACAUUUUCUUUAGAUAAAAAUGGUUGAAUGAUCAGAAUUAAACACUUUUCCAGCCAGAAAAACGAUGUUUUCUUCCAAGUCACUGAUCAAAUUAAAGAUUCCAAGAGUACCGUUGUGAAUGCGGGCAUGUCCGUAUUUGAAUUGAAGAUCACUUAAAUUAUGACAUCAGUCACUUAAACAGCUCAAACAUUAAAAAAAUUUUAAAAGAUAAUUUUUUAUUAAAGUAAUAUUACGCUUGGGGUUGUAUGUUGGGUUUAAAUCCCUCUCUAAUCUUAUUGUUGUAAGCGUUGCCAAAACCAAAAUUUUCUAAAAAUUAAAAUUGUUAAACAACGUAAACUGAGACACCAAAAACUAACUACGUUUAUUUCUAUACCCCUGUGAUGAAUUGAAUAUACUUGAAACUGUGAUAUAUUAAAUUUUGACGAUUUCUCUCUUUAUCUUUGUGUUAAACAUGAGCACCCUAUCAAGUUAUUAGCUUAAUUUCAUUUUAUUCAUUCAGUACCAUAUAUUAUCUUUUUUUUUGACAGGGGUCAGAGAAAUUUUUUUUGGAUUGGAAAGAAAUCGUGGGUGUAUAUUUUCGGGAAAUUUUAUUUUCCCCUUUAGCCAAAUUCAAAAAAAAUUAAAUGUCCCAAUUUAACCUGUCCGGCACUGUCCUGAUACUCUGUGAAUACUAAACAUUUAAUUAUCAAAUUCAGAAAAAAAUGUCGAGAGGGAUGAAGUGCUGAUUAAAGAAAGGUUUUACUAGGGUUAAAAUAAGGUUAGAGAACCUGAACCUGAUCCAUACUCAUGUUAAAGUAGACUCCUGACUUGAGAGUUGAACCUGGUUUGUGAGAUCUGUCAAGGGGAAGAUUAGGAUGGAUCUUGUCAAUAUAGUUCAGAGUUAUAUUCUCAAGAUUCUGGAGGAAGCUGGACCAGGAAUGAAGGUUAUGCUGCUUGAUGCAGAAACAACUCCAAUUGUAUCCUUGGCAUUUGCCCAAUCAGCGCUAAUGAGACAGGAGGUUUACUUGUUUGAGAAGCUGCAGAAUACACCAGGAUCUGAGGAUCUGAGACACCUCAAAUGCAUUGUUAUUCUUCGUCCCGAGGAUUCUAUAAAUCUACUCUGUAGUGAACUGUCAAAUCCUAGAUAUGGAUCGUAUUAUAUAAAUUUUACUAAUCUGGUUCCUAAAUCAGCUGUCAAGCAGAUUGCAGAGGCAGAUAUGCAGGAAGUAGUUCGAGAUGUGCGAGAAAUUUACACCGAUUUCCUUCCGAUUGGAGCACACUUGUUCGGAUUAAAUAUUCCACACCCCCUUCAACCUCUAGGGUCGAGGUGGGUGGAGCAAAGUCUGCAGAGGAGCAGCCACGCCCUUUCAUCUCUUCUUCUAGCUCUAAAGAUGUCUCCAGUUAUUAGAUAUCAGGAGGGAUCAGGUCCUUCUAGUUUACUGGCGCAGUCUGUUCGGCAGAUUAUUACUAGAGAAGGAGGACAUUUCGAUGCCGGGGGAACAGAUAAUAGUCCAGUACUUCUUAUACUUGAUAGGCGUGAAGAUCCGGUAACGCCCCUGCUGAGUCAAUGGACCUACCAAGCAAUGGUUCAUCAGCUGAUAGGGAUAAAUAACAACAGGGUUAACCUAGCCGCAGUGCCAGGGGUCACCAAGGAUCUCCAAGACAUUGUUCUCUCUAGUUCUCAGGACGAGUUCUACGCAGCAAACCUUUACUCAAACUUCGGUGAGAUCGGUCAGACGAUCAAACUUCUAAUGGACGAGUUCCAGAACAAGGCCAAGAGUCAUCAGAAGAUCGAAAGCAUUUCCGACAUGAAGAACUUUGUAGAGAAUUAUCCACAAUUUAAGAAAAUGUCAGGAACUGUGUCCAAGCACGUGACACUAGUUUCCGAGCUCUCAAGACUUGUCGGGGUCAAAAAACUUCUCCAGGUUUCAGAGACGGAACAGGAACUUGUUUCCGAUGGCGACCAUUCUACGAUGCUAAAAAAGGUUUCUGAACUAGUACAACGUGAAGAUAUACCACUAGACGAUGCUACCAGACUGAUCAUGUUGUUCGCUCUCAGGUUCGAAAGUCAAGCUAACAACGGUAUCCGAACCCUACUCAACCAGCUUCGGAAAAGAGGAGGAGAAACCGAGUCUCGACGAGUCCAGAACCUGCAGCGGUAUGCCGGGAUAAACGCUAGGAAAGGAAACCUGUUCGGAGAUGAGUUGAGUUCUACCCGGAAUAUAACAGGGAAAUUAUUCAAAGGUUUGAAGGGUGUGGAGAAUGUUUAUACACAACAUCAACCUUUACUCAGACAAAUCUUGGAGGAUCUAAUCAAGGGGAAGUUAAGGAGCAACCUGUUCCCCUGUCUGGGUUCUCCCCACGAGGGGAGGGUCACCAACAUCCUCGUCUUUGUCAUCGGAGGAAUUACAUACGAGGAAGCGUACACCGUUCAUCAGUUAAAUUCGAACCUCAAGGUUCAGAUUCUCCUCGGAGGAACAAGUAUCCUUAAUUCUCAAUCCUUUCUCCAACAAGUAGAUCAAUCCUUUCCUCAGAACUAGUGCAUUUACAUUCGAAUAUUAUAUAUUUACCUAUACCAAGGUACCCCUUGUCAUCUAUUUGAUAUUGUUCAUGGUUUAAACAUUAUUGAGAAUAAUUUGAUUUUCUCACUAACAUUUAUUUUACCCUUUCAGUGCUGUACAUUUUAUUUUUUAUACAGAUCCAGUUUCAACUCGAAAUUCAUUUAAUUAUGCCGACUCAGACCCAACCUUUUCAGCAAUGUUUUUCUUAUUCGUGACGAAUUUGAUCCAUUAAAUGAGUCUUUAUGGAAUAUAAAAUAUCCUACCUCUUCCCAUAGAAGUUUGCAUUUUGCUUGUUGUUUAAAGUUAUCAUUGCUAGGUGUAUUCUCUAUCUGUGAUUUAUUUAUUAAAUGUUAAAAUUUCAGA
Messenger RNA from Eurytemora carolleeae, 2931 nucleotides. RefSeq names its product vacuolar protein sorting-associated protein 45-like (gene Vps45). The transcript is spliced from 9 exons. The coding region runs from base 883 to 2547 and encodes 554 amino acids. The record is from RefSeq and is a predicted model, not a curated record. Gene Ontology annotation, biological process: vesicle-mediated transport; intracellular protein transport. Gene Ontology annotation, cellular component: Golgi membrane. NCBI's taxonomy places the organism in Eukaryota, Metazoa, Arthropoda, Copepoda, Calanoida, Temoridae.